AAGGAAUCAUGCAUCAAUAUCAAUAUCCUAAAAUAUUUCUUCCUCCAGCCGUCAUUGCAACAUCUGUCAUAAAACCUCGAGCAACCUCCCAAAAAUCUCAACCACGUUUCUCUCCCAGUGUUCCAAUUCCAAUAAGUUUUAUGCUUUACAGCAAUGGGUAAUGAAGUUCAGUAUAUACUGGAAAGCAAGAGAUUAGUAUGGCUUGUUGCAGUAGUAUUUGCCAUGGUUAUAAUGUUCCAGUACUUUGAAUUCCCAUAUGGUGAUUAUGUUUCAUCAUCCUUAUUUUCUGCUAAAAAAGCUCAACCACCUGUAAGUGGAAGCCUCCAAUAUGAAGCUUCACCACAAAAUCCCAAAUCAUUAGACAACAUCACCCUUUUUGAUGGCUCUAAUCAUACAAACCCUUUGGAUAUACUUGAGAAGGGUAAUAAGAUUAUAGACAAUGGAGACAAAAAUGAUGUUGAAGUGAAGCACAAUUCAACAGUGGACAAGGUUCAAGAAAAUGGAGGUUUGGUUAAUGAUAAUGCAACAAAAUCUGUUGGAAAUUUAACUAUCAAUAAUGUUAGUUAUUCAACCUCACAAGAAAAAAAUCCAGAUGCUGCAAGUUCACCAACUCCUAUAACACCCUCAACAUCAAUAGUUUCUAUUUCUCCUUCAACGGCAAUAUUGGAUAAUAACACAUACACAUCUAAAGCAGAUAUGGGUGCACCGAAUUCAGACCACAAGAACAAAUUGGCUAAAUCACAUAAAAAGCAAGUGAAGAAAGCUCCAUCAAUGGGGGAUGUAGUGACAAUUUCCAACAUGUAUGACAUUUUACUUUAUAAUCGUGCUAAUGUUCGAUCAAUGAAACCAUUGUGGUCUUUAAAAGUUGAUCAAGAAUUACUCGAUGCAAAAUAUCAAAUUGAGAAUGCUCCAAUCAAUGGCAAUGAUCGUGCACUUUAUCCUCCUCUAUAUCGUAAUGUAUCGAUGUUUAAAAGGAGCUAUGAAUUAAUGGAAAAGACUCUCAAGGUUUACGUUUACAAGGAGGGAGAAAGACCAAUAUUCCACCACCCACAAUCAGUUCUUAGUGGAAUUUAUGCCUCUGAGGGAUGGUUCAUGAAGCAUAUGGAAGAAAGCAAACAUUUUGUCACUAAUGACCCCAAAGAUGCCCAUCUAUUUUACCUUCCUUUUAGUUCUCGAAUAUUAGAAGAGAAAUUAUACGUGACUGGAUCUGGAAGUCGCGACAACUUGGUACAACACUUGAAGAACUACCUUAACCUGAUCGCUACGAAAUAUGAUUCAUGGAAUAGGACUGGUGGGUCCGAUCAUUUCCUCGUUGCUUGUCAUGAUUGGGCAACAGACGAGACAAGAAAAGCCAUGGAUACUUGCAUAAGAGCUCUAUGCAAUUCAGAUGUCAAAAGAGAAGGUUUCCAAUUAGGAAAAGACGUUUCUCUCCCUGAAACAUACAUCCGCUCACCCCAAAACCCAUUACGUGAACUUGGAGGCAAACCCCCUUCCCAACGCCCAAUCCUCGCCUUUUUUGCAGGCCAAAUGCACGGUUAUGUCCGCCCCAUUCUCCUAAAACAUUGGGAAAACAAAGACCCCGACAUGAAAAUCUUCCAGAAGCUUCCAAAAUCUAAAGGAAACAAAAACUAUAUUCAAUACAUGAAGAGUAGCAAGUAUUGUAUUUGUGCUAAAGGUUAUGAGGUGAAUAGUCCUAGAGUGGUGGAGGCUAUUUUUCAUGAAUGUGUUCCCGUAAUUAUAUCGGAUAAUUUUGUCCCACCUUUUUUUGAGAUCUUGAAUUGGGAAUUGUUUGCGGUUUUUGUUCAAGAAAAAGAUAUUCCAAAUUUGAAGAAUAUUCUUGCUUCUAUAUCGAAGAGGAGGUAUCUGGUGAUGCAACAGAGAGUUAAGAAGGUACAACAACAUUUUCUAUGGCAUGUUAAGCCUGUGAAAUAUGAUAUAUUUCAUAUGAUUUUGCAUUCGAUAUGGUAUAAUAGAGUUUUUAGAGUAGAUUCGGGUAGUUAGUUAGUUAUUGUGAAUAUAUUUUUUCAAAAUGCG
Messenger RNA from Lactuca virosa, 2034 nucleotides. Lineage: Eukaryota; Viridiplantae; Streptophyta; Magnoliopsida; Asterales; Asteraceae. The record is from the annotation of a GenBank genome assembly.